AUGCUGAGACAGGCCGGGUCGGAUGGAUUCCGCUUUCUGCGCCCAUCGCUGACCACGAUGCGGAUGUUGGGAGCGACAAGGAGCUACGCUGAGAGGGUGAAGGUGGAUUAUCACUAUGGACACGAAAAAUUCGGGAAGGACCAAGCUGAGCCAGCAUCCGAAGAUACGACGAAGCCCAAGGUCAAGGGCGCCAAGUUGUCCGGUGUACAGGGUGGCAGCAAGACGCGCAGAUGGUACAAGCAAGUGAGCGUUGGAGAGCGAGAGGGCGGCUGGGCGCCGCUACUAGAUGGCCGGGUGAUUUUGACCCCAAUGGAGCACCCACUUGUACAUAACGCGCUUAUGAUCGCGGCCGAGUGGGAGAUGCAGCAGCCGUACAUCAAGCCCGACACCAUGCCCAUUACACGCCUGGCCACCACAAUCAUGGACCGCCUUGUCGAAGGCAAGCCCGAGAUCAGACACGCCCUCACUCUCGAGAUGCUUGACUACAUCGAAACCGACACGAUCUGGUGUGUACAGCGUUUCGACCCCUCGGCUCCGCGACACUGA
Acanthamoeba castellanii str. Neff is the source of this 546-nucleotide messenger RNA. Its product is annotated as ATP synthase mitochondrial F1 complex assembly factor 2, putative. Gene Ontology annotation, biological process: mitochondrial proton-transporting ATP synthase complex assembly. Gene Ontology annotation, cellular component: mitochondrion. Lineage: Eukaryota; Discosea; Longamoebia; Acanthamoebidae. The record is from RefSeq and is a predicted model, not a curated record. The transcript is spliced from 4 exons. The coding region runs from base 1 to 546 and encodes 181 amino acids.